Poeciliopsis prolifica (blackstripe livebearer) is the source of this 5472-nucleotide messenger RNA. RefSeq names its product malectin (gene mlec). The transcript is spliced from 6 exons. Lineage: Eukaryota; Metazoa; Chordata; Actinopteri; Cyprinodontiformes; Poeciliidae. Gene Ontology annotation, cellular component: membrane. Gene Ontology annotation, molecular function: carbohydrate binding. Bases 432 to 1283 code for a protein of 283 amino acids. The record is from RefSeq and is a predicted model, not a curated record.
GUGUAUUCAUCUAUUUAUUGCUCUCACCGGUCACACUCACACAUGUCCACGACGCAUAAAUCGUACUCGUUGAAUCAGGAAGCUUUAACAGGAAGCUGUGAUUCGGCAGAGUGCCUGUCACUCCCCGCUAAAGGGAAACCUCAGGUUCGGUAGCGCCGCCGUUCCGCCUCCUUCAAACUGGCGAGUCGCUGUGGUUAGCAGCAGCAGCAGCACGGCGAAUGUUACUGUGAAUAUCCACUCAUUGAAUGAAAGUCGGGGCCAGGCUGUGGCCAUUCGCUGCAAACACGCCGAGGUUUUCUUACGGGGCGGCUGGUGGACGAUUGGCGACACUGUGGGAGCAUUAGUGCGACCGGUACAGCCCGACAGAAAGAGGUGAAAGGCGGUUGUGGAAGGGGAAGGAGCAGGGGGAAGACCGCGCGGCGUGUGAAGCAAUGCAGCGGGUCACGGCGCAGCUCGUCGCCGGGCUGCUGGCAGCGGCGCUGUCUCUGCUGUCCGAGCAGUGCCGGGCGGACGGCGGGGGCCCCAGCCUCGCAGAGCGGGUUAUCUGGGCUGUGAACGCCGGGGGAGACUCGCAUGUGGACGUGCACGGUAUUCAUUUCAAGAAGGACCCAUUGGAAGGGAAAAUUGGUAAAGCAUCUGAUUAUGGGGUGCGUCUGCCAAUCCUACGCUCCAGUCCUGAGGACCAGAUUCUCUACCAGACAGAGCGGUACAAUGAAGACACUUUCGGGUAUGAUGUCCCCAUUCGUGACGACGGAGACUAUAUACUAGUCAUGAAAUAUGCAGAGGUUUACUUUGCACAGUCACAGCAAAAGGUGUUUGACGUCCGUGUAAACGGCCACACUGUGGUUAAGGACCUGGACAUCUUUGACCGAGUGGGCCACAGUACCGCUCAUGAUGAGAUAGUGUCGUUCUCUAUUAAAAAAGGCAAGCUCAGCGUGCAAGGAGAGGUGUCCACCUUCAACGGCAAGCUCACAGUGGAGUUCGUAAAGGGUUACUAUGACAACCCCAAGGUCUGCGCGCUCUACGUCAUGAAGGGGACUUUGGAAGAUGUACCGAAGCUUCAGCCUCACCCCGGCCUGGAGAAGCACGAGGACGACGAGGAAGAGGAGGAGGAAAGCGAGGAAGGGGGGAAGAAAAAGGUCCAGCCGGGCUCCAAGUACAGGGUGCAGUCGGGCCCCCGGACGCCGAACCCCUACGCAGCCGACAACAGCAGCCUAAUGUUCCCCAUCCUGGUGGCGUUCGGAGUCUUCAUCCCCACGCUGUUCUGCCUCUGCCGGCUGUGAACUGGAAAUAACCGAGGGGAGGGGGGGGAGACGCCACAGCAGGCAGAGCAUAGAGAGAGAGAGAGAGAAAAAGAGAGAGAGAGAGAAAGGAGGGGGGAGGAUGGAGAGGAGGUCACCGUGACAACAGCAGCACAGGUACAAGCAUCCACACAGGAGAGGGAGCCAAAGGCCGGAGGAAAAUCAUGACGGAGGGCAAGAAGAAAGAAAAAAAAAAAGAGAAGUUAUCGGAAAGCCACUGCCAGAUGAAGCGAAGCUUUAUUAGGAAAACAACAAAAAAAGAAAUGUGGGAAGUGUAUUCUGCACGCUUCUUCGAAUGUGCUUCGCAUCCACCUCUGCUGACACUUUUUUUUUUUCUUUUUGAACAAUCUUAGUCAUUUCCAUUAAAAAAAAAGAAAAAAAAACAAGAAACCGGCUGGGCAGGAUUUCCAGAAGUUCAGCCGUCAUGCAAGUAGCCACAACUCUGCAGCUCAGAGAUGCUCAGGAGUGAUUUGGGUCUGGGCCAAUUUUUCUAAACAAAAACACUUGGUCUUCGUACGGAGCGCGACGCGGGAGAGCGCUCCCUCACAACUCCUGCUUAGCAUCCGGUCAGACGCGUUCGGCUCAGAUUGAAAACGGUGCUGCUUGGAAAUUGGGUAUCUAGAAUAGAAAGUGUGAAUGAGACGGUUUGUGUGUGUGUGUGUGUUUUUUGUUUGUUCAGAUCUUGCUGGCCUUCUGUCGUCUACCUGCCAUACGACGCUGAAAGAUGGAGGGAGUCGCGCUUGAACCAGCUCCGUAGCUGGCACUUCGUUUGCUGUCCUUGCCUCUACAUGAACACAUUUUAUCACGAUGCGUUAAAAUGCAUUAAAAACAAAACCGUCUUUGGAGUCAUUUUCACACAGAUCCUGAUUUGCACUUGUUAGAAUCGACCCAGCGCAUUUUAAAUCGAUUACCGCUCCAAACGUGGAUACGUCGGGAAGCCUUCCCAAACUAUUCGUCAUUGUUCAGAGACGAAGUUUGUGCUGUGAAAUGCUGAAGUAUCCAUAAAGGUCAUACAGGUGCAGCUCAAUAAGUCAGAAUAGCAGGCAGAACAUUUAUUUCAGAAAUUUGGUUCUAAAAGUGAAGCUUGUGUAGAUACUUUUUUAAAAAAAUAUGGCUUACAGUUAAUAUCCCAACAUUUCAAAAGAUAUAUUUAAUACAGAAAUGUUGGAAAAUAUCUCCACCGCUGCAGUCUCUCCAAUCGAGUACAGAAACUAGGAUCAGCGACAUCAUCGUUUUAGAAAACAAAAUGUGCAUCUUAACAAAUAUUGUCGAUUCCUAAAACAACAAUCCAAGUCAUUUUUUAAACAAAGAUGUAGGCAAAAAAAAAAAUGUUUGGCAAAAAAUGGCUUUGAUUGUUAUUUUAGGAAGGUGACGAUGUGCUGUGAGAUGAUGUACUGACGUUGGACUCGAUUUAAGAAAAUAAUACCUGAACGACACUAACAGUUGAAAUGGCUUUUACGAAACGGUACUUUUGAAGCGUCGCUAAUCAUCUCCAAAAUCUUAAAGCUGCGCCAGUCCGUGGUAUUACUUCCUCCUCUCCUGCCACACUUUUUCCUUCCACUCGAUUUUUCAUGAAUACGGACUCAGACCAGCCUUCUUCGUCCUUUUGUAGGCCAAAAUGACUGAUGUUUCUAGAACAAAAAAUUCAUUUUGCUUUGCGGUUUUCAUUCGCUGUGAGCUGCAGUAGAAUCUUGAACUGCAUGUCUCUAUGGUGGAUCUACGCAGAGGUUGUUAGUUUUCGAUCCAAAUUAAAUUACUUAAAUGAUCAAACUUUUUAAUACAUUUAUUGUGUUGCACCUGUAGAGAUUUUUUUCAAAAUGUUUUCUCCAUACAUUCUCUGUUUCACCAAAGACUUUCCGCUUUUUCUUCUUCAGCAGACGGAGGAGUCGGCCGGUCUCAUUUCAGUGAGCGCUUUUCUCCAAAUUGCCAACAACAUUUGUAGAGAACGCCGUUUGUCUAAAAUUCAUCAAACGGCAGAUUACAGUUUGACAUUUUUCCCAGCUUCUUCUAGGUAGUGAAUUUUCUGUCAUCUUCUUAAAUCGAGGAUGUCUUCUCUUCGUGCCAUAGACCUGUCGCUCCUCUGUCUCCAUCGAAGCCAUCGUCUCCACGUUCCAAGCGUUUCGUUUCCCGUCCCAACCGGCGCCCGCUCCGCGUCUCGCAGGUUCCCCUUGUUCGCAUCACAACUCUGCCGGCGGGGGGAGAAAGCACAAGACUUAGAAAUAUCUGAUGUCUACCAACUUGCUACACGCGUUUUCCUUUUGGCCUUUUCAAGCUGUUUUGUCUUAAACGUUUGUUUUUGUGUUUUUUUUCUUUUUUGGUCGAGUCCUAGUGAAUCUUCCUGUUCAUGAAUCUACUUACCUCUCCUAAGUGCUUUUGCUCUUACGCAAUGAAUGACUUCAGCUCUCCUUCUCUCAGCCUUUCCCUCUCCAGCAUAUGAAAGUACUUUUGUACACUGGAGAAUUCACUUUUAAGCAAAAGUACCGUUUACGGUAAUCUGCUGUAAGCGGUAAUUCAGGUGGGAAAAAGAAAGGGAAAAAAAAUUAAAAAUCAGAUGUUGGGGAUCCUUCCACAGUUAUCGAUUCUCCUCUCCCUUUUCUUAAUUUUUUUGUUUUGAUACACGAUUUUCAAGAAGUUUUGUCCCAGAACCUGUUGGGUCGGUCGAUUUUGCAGUUCUGCCUCGGCUGUUUGUGUGUUUUUUGUUCUUUUUUCCCCCUCAUUGAAAUUGGAAGCAGCUUUUCUUUCUUCUGUAAAGAGGCCAAGCAUUCGAUUAGUUCAGCGCCAAAGUCACUAUUCUACUUCUGCUCUAUAUAUGCGGUACGGAAACUGGUUUUGGUCUCAUCGUCUUUGGGGUCUCCUGUCGUCGUUGUGGCCGAGGGGUUCGUUGGGGUGUUCAGAUUUGUGGCCUUUCUUUCUGGGUGGGGGGAGGCGCGCUCCUUGGUAUGUAGCGUAACUGGGGGUGGGAGGCAGGAAUGACAAAAAGCCACAUUAAGUGGCUGUUUAGAAAACGUAAGAUGUCAGGAUGAUGUGGGAUCUAAUUUAAAUUGGAGCGUGGGCUGACUCUGAGAUGUUUUAUAUUAUGCCUGGAUUUUUUUUUCUUUUCCUUUUUCUUCCUCAGGAUCUGUUUUUGAGUUCGUGAAACAUAUUUUAUUGGUGUGACAUCUUUGCACUGCCUCAUGUCAUGUUUUUAAUUUUUUUUUGUUUUGAUUUGUCUUUUUGUUGCCUUGAAUUGUCGAAUACAUCGUGCUUCACCAUCGUUCGCCUUGAGAUUGCUCGCUCGCUCGUUGCGCAAGAACAUCCUGGCUGCUUUUGUCGUCGGAACAGUUUUCAGGGAUUUCUCAUUCCACGUAACGGCGCGCGCGCUAAGAAGCAGAUCAGCAGAAUUAUUACUCCUAAAGACUCACUGACCUCAAUUUUACAAAGGAGCAAAGCCAGUCAAGAAACAAGAGAGAAAAUCCAUCCUGCUCUGAUUUCUAGGACCUGUUGUCUGUCCAUCUCAGCUGAAUGAACUAGACUGUAGUUUUUUUUCUUCUUCUUUACCACACAAGAACCAAAGAAAUGUCAUCAUUCCAUCUAAUUUCUUUUAUGAAGUCACACAAGAUUGAUUUCAGUGAGAGAUGAAUCAAUCUCUCUACUUCAAAUACAUUUAUUUUCUUUCAUCUCGCCUGAUUAAUUGAAAAAUGUCCUCAGAUUUUUAUUUUUAAACCCCGUUUCUCCUCCUUGAUGACUUUAGAAAAAAAACAACAACAAAAAAAGCCAGAACAGCUCGUGUUGUUAAUAACAAAUGUUCACUGGCGUCUUUGCUUUCGUCCUCCCCUCCACCCAGAUUAGCUGAAUGAAUUGGACUCGUUCACAGCGAGACGCGGCUGCAGAGCGGAGCAGCUCCCGGCUCGUCAGCCGCGCCACCAGCCAGGUCCGCUGCUGGUCACGCGGCGCGAUUGUGUGAGAGAAUGAGGUUGCUUUUUGCUACAUGCAUCCCGUCAUACUGUAGAUACACGUGUCGGAGAAACAUCCGAGAAGGCGGCGGUGGCAGCAGCAGCAGGUGGACUGACAAAACAUUUGUAAGACCUCUGAUCUCGUGAUGCAGAUGUGGCAUAUUUCAAGAUGCAAGAUGGGGGGGAAAAUUGCUGAUUUAUGCUGUAUCUUUUUAAUAAAUGUGCUAUUUUUAUCAGAA